AUGCCGCGUCAAUCCGUUCCACACGCCUGGUAUGGGCCAGAUCCGGUGAUUCCACGACGAACACACAAAACAACGAGCCUCUACCACUCGGCACCAAGGAUAGUGUCAGCGGUUGUAAUCUUGUCCAUCACCGCCUCUGUACUCCUGACGGCGAUUUACAGCAUGAUGCGGCCCAAUGACUCCAACCAAAGCGUCAUCGUAUGUCUCGCCAUCCUUGUGGGCAUCGCACAAAACAGCAUGCUCCUCGGCUUUGUCCUCCAUAACUGCAUCGGCCUUCCGCCGAUCAGCAUCGGCGUAACGGUCUUCGCGUACUUUAUUUUAUGGAUAGUCUUGCAAACCUUCGGCUUUACCGGCAUCGACAUCGUGCGGCUGCACACUUGGCCGAGGCUCGUCAGGAACGUAUGCGCUAUCUGGAUGGUCCUGACGAUUUUGAAUAUAUGGUUAUUCCUGAUAGCCCUCUUUGUGGUUAUCGCAGAGCGGCAAAGGAUCCGGACAGUGACGAGAUUCAACGCGGCAAGACGGACAGAAGCGAGACUGGCGAUGGCGGUGACCCGAGACGCUCUAGACGUGGAGGCAGCUAGCUCUGUUCAGCCACCGCCGUACGUUCCUGUGAGGGAGACGAAGAACCAACAUGUUUGA
Messenger RNA from Colletotrichum graminicola M1.001, 639 nucleotides. RefSeq lists its product as uncharacterized. Bases 1 to 639 code for a protein of 212 amino acids. NCBI's taxonomy places the organism in Eukaryota, Fungi, Ascomycota, Sordariomycetes, Glomerellales, Glomerellaceae. The record is from RefSeq and is a predicted model, not a curated record. The transcript has a single exon.